Molecule: messenger RNA, 2960 nt
Organism: Labeo rohita (rohu)
Lineage: Eukaryota; Metazoa; Chordata; Actinopteri; Cypriniformes; Cyprinidae
Gene: grinaa
Product: glutamate receptor, ionotropic, N-methyl D-aspartate-associated protein 1a (glutamate binding)
Exons: 7
Coding region: 160-1245 (361 amino acids)
Biological process (GO): negative regulation of apoptotic signaling pathway
Cellular component (GO): endoplasmic reticulum; Golgi apparatus; membrane
Source: RefSeq, a predicted model, not a curated record
GAGUCGCGGUGGGCGUGGCUAACGGAUCAGAGCAGACAAGCAUUCUGCAGCUAACGUCAACACAAACACGGACUCUGUUUCUACUGUUGUUUAAUAAACAAACGUUGCAUUUUGCUGCGCUUCUCAUAAACGAAGGGGAAUCCAGUGAGGGAAGGAGAUAUGUCCCAGGACAAGCCAGCCUACCCUAUAAUGGGGGAGAACAACCCCCUUCACAACAAUGUCUAUGGGCCCCCCAAAACUGAUGCCUUUGGAAUGCCUCCACCCAACUAUAGUCAGGGACCUGGGGCACCUCCAUAUGCGGCACCAGGACCCUAUGGCCAGCCCGGUUACGGCCAACCUCCAGCACCAGGGUUCGGCCCUGGUCCGUACCCACAGAUGCCAUAUCCACAGAUGCCAUACCCACAAGGGCCCUACGCUCAGGGGCCCUAUGCUCAGGGGCCAUACCCUCAGAGUCCAUACCAGCAGGGGCCUGGCCAGCCUGCCUUUGGUGUAGAUCCUAAUGCUUCUAUGGACAGCCCUGGAUACCACGGUGGAGACGGACCCCCAUCUUACUAUGGCAAUGAUGAGUUUGCAAACUCUGGUUGGGAAGAUAAAAGUAUCCGACAGGCCUUCAUUAGAAAGGUGUUUAUGGUCUUGACUGUGCAGCUGUUGAUCACCUUCUCUUUUGUUGCCGUUUUCACCUUUGCAACCGACGUCAAAGUGUUUGUACGGAGAAAUCAGUGGACGUACUAUGUGUCCUACGCCAUCUUCUUUGUUUCACUGAUCGUUCUCAGCUGCUGUGGAGAGUUUCGCCGCAAACACCCAUGGAACCUUGUGGCACUGUCCAUUCUGACCCUUAGUCUGUCCUAUAUGGUUGGAAUGGUUGCCAGCUACUAUGAUACAGAUGCAGUUAUCAUGGCAGUGGGCAUAACUGCGGUGGUCUGCUUCACAGUUGUGCUUUUCUCACUGCAGAGCAAAUAUGACUUCACUUCCUGCUGGGGUGUUCUUUUUGUCUGUCUGAUUGUCCUGGUCCUGGCCUCUUUCCUCUGCAUCUUCAUCCAAAACAAAAUUCUCCACAUUGUCUACGCCUCGCUCGGGGCCCUGCUGUUCACUUGUUUCCUGGCUGUGGACACCCAGCUUCUCCUGGGCAACAAGAAGUUGGCCAUUAGCCCAGAGGAAUAUGUCUAUGCAGCUCUUAACCUCUACACCGACAUCAUUAACAUCUUCCUUUACAUCCUGGCCAUUGUGGGUCGUACCAAGGAAUGAGUGCGCCCCCUACUGGGGAGAAGAGGGAAGUGCAGUACACUUUACACGGAAUGAUGUACCACCUCACAUCUCAUCACCUUUCCUCAUAUUCUUAAUUUAUUUGUCUUUCGCAUUCCUGUAUUUUAACAUGUACAGGCUGAUCAGGCCAUAAGCUCUUUAUCCAAAUGAAAAAUCAACCGGCAAUUUAUUUAGAAAUUUAAGAACCCGUUUGAAUGUAGUUCCUCUUACUCGCUCUGUCCUUCUUGUUAAAACCGCUUCUGUGGUUCUGGAGAUGUGUAGCGUGAUAUGACUCAACAGUUGCAUCAAAGGCAUGGCAGAAAUUUCACUCGACUAACCUUUGCACGUUGACAGUGAGAGAGAAAGAAAGAGUAGACUUCCAAGUAAUGAUCAUUACUGAUAUGUGCACCACUAGUCAAUAAAAAGUCUCUGCAUGAUAGUUUAACACAGCGAAGAAUGUCAGACAGGCAUAGAUACUUCUCCAAACAUUUGCAUAUAUUCAGUAGCUGUAAAUAGUCAAGUAAAGCUCAGACCCCUCUAGUUCUAGGCAUGAAUAGCUGAAUAUCUGGCUGUGCUGCUCACUAAUGUGUGCGUUUCUAUAACAUAACAUUACCGCUUUGCAACGUAACACCAAGAUAUAUACACUCCAAGAUGACAAACAGUUGACUGCAUUGUCUACAGCGUAACUAUGAGAAGUUACAUAAAGCCUGUAUAUAGUUUUUUUUUCUUUUUUUUUCUUUUUUUUUUUUUUUUGAGAGGAAGGUGAGUUUGUGAGGUUGUCCUGACAAUUAAAAUCAUUCCGAAGGUCAGUAUUUGAUGCUCAAACACUACAUUACAUGACUCUUUUCUCUUUCACACUGACUACUUUACUUUUUUUUUUUUUUUUUUUUUUUUUUUCAUUAAGUAGAUCAUUUUCUUGUUUUGUUUGUGUAUAUAUGUGUGUGAAUGAGGGAAAGAUAUGUAUUCCCUUAUUUUAACGAAUGUGAAUGGAAUAUUGGAUUAUUUGAUGCUUUGGAAAUAUCGCUAGUUGCAUGUUAUAUUGCAAAAAUGUUCCAUGUGCUGGAAAUUAACAGGAUAUUUCUAGGAUAAUUCUUGCAUUUGAUGUUUUUGUGGUUAUUUAUAAGUUAUUUAUUUAACUGCCAGAAGAAGGCUGCUGAGUAAUGGAUGAAUUGUCAUGAACAUAGUAAUAUGGUUCAUUUUAAAUUGAAAUUGUGAUAUAUUUAAAUCUAAAAAACAACAACAACAUUGACAGGCAUUUAUUUAAGCAUAUUAGGCUAAUUGCAGUAUGUAAGGACAGAUUUCUGUUUAUUAAAACUGUAUAAUAAAAAUACACACUCCACGUGGUUUCAGAUGUGAAUGUAAAAUGGUUUCACAGCUAAUUAGUUAACUCUUAACAUUCACUGAAAUGUCACGUACCCAGCGGAAAUCUCCUGUCUUGCAUGUGGAGCAAUUGAACGCUGAACUGGCUGUGAAAGUCAUGGGCUAUGAAAAAAUUGACUUGGGUGGUUUAACCCUUUUUUUUGUUUAUUUUAAUGAAAUAUGUGUGUUUAUGACUAACUUCUGCAUAAGUAAAGCUGUAGUGGAUUGAGGUGUGUAGAGUGUGUUUGGGCUUUGUAGAUCUCUUUGCAUUGUACAUUUGCAUUAAAAUGAAGUUAUAUUAUAUUCCUCUGCAGCCUGUUUGCUUUUCAUUACAAAAAUAAAAUUAGAGGAAAACAUUG